Messenger RNA from Tauraco erythrolophus (red-crested turaco), 2250 nucleotides. The record is from RefSeq and is a predicted model, not a curated record. Lineage: Eukaryota; Metazoa; Chordata; Aves; Musophagiformes; Musophagidae.
AUGGCGCAGUGGAACCAGCUGCAGCAGCUUGACACGCGGUAUCUGGAGCAGCUCCACCAGCUCUACAGCGACAGCUUUCCCAUGGAGCUCCGGCAGUUCCUGGCCCCGUGGAUUGAGAGCCAGGACUGGUGCAGUCCGGGGUCUCAGUUUAUCGGUGUGAAGCACCAAGGGGGACAGGCAACACAUCCGACAGCGGCUGUAGUGACGGAAAAGCAGCAGAUGCUGGAGCAGCAUCUGCAGGAUGUGAGGAAGAGGGUGCAGGAUCUGGAGCAGAAGAUGAAAGUGGUGGAGAAUCUCCAAGAUGACUUUGAUUUUAACUACAAGACUUUGAAAAGCCAGGGAGACAUGCAGGAUCUGAAUGGAAACAAUCAGUCGGUGACCCGGCAGAAAAUGCAGCAGCUGGAACAGAUGCUCACGGCGCUGGACCAAAUGCGAAGGGGUAUUGUGAGCGAGCUGGCUGGACUGCUGUCAGCCAUGGAGUAUGUGCAGAAGAUGCUGGCGGAUGAGGAAUUGGCAGACUGGAAGAGACGGCAGCAGAUCGCCUGCAUUGGUGGCCCACCAAAUAUCUGCUUGGACCGGCUCGAGAACUGGAUAACCUCUCUUGCCGAAUCACAGCUACAGACCCGGCAGCAGAUCAAGAAGCUGGAAGAACUGCAGCAGAAAGUGUCCUACAAGGGUGACCCAAUUGUCCAACACCGGCCCAUGCUGGAGGAGCGGAUCGUGGAGCUGUUCAGGAACCUGAUGAAGAGCGCUUUCGUCGUGGAGAGGCAGCCCUGCAUGCCCAUGCACCCCGACCGGCCCCUCGUCAUCAAAACUGGGGUGCAGUUCACCACCAAAGUCAGGUUGUUGGUCAAGUUCCCAGAGCUGAACUAUCAGCUGAAAAUUAAAGUCUGCAUUGACAAGGAUUCUGGGGAUGUUGCAGCACUUCGAGGGUCCCGGAAGUUUAACAUCCUGGGGACGAACACCAAGGUCAUGAACAUGGAGGAGUCGAACAACGGCAGGCUCUCCGCAGAGGUCCAGCACCUGACCCUGCGGGAGCAGCGGUGCGGUAACGGAGGCAGAGCCAACUGCGACGCCUCACUGAUAGUCACUGAGGAGCUGCAUCUCAUCACCUUCGAGACAGAGGUGUACCACCAGGGGCUGAAGAUCGACCUGGAGACCCACUCUCUGCCUGUGGUGGUCAUCUCCAACAUCUGCCAGAUGCCCAAUGCCUGGGCAUCCAUCCUGUGGUACAACAUGCUGACCAACAACCCCAAGAACGUGAACUUCUUCACCAAGCCCCCCAUCGGGACCUGGGACCAGGUGGCAGAGGUGCUGAGCUGGCAGUUCUCCUCCACCACGAAGCGUGGGCUCAGCAUCGAGCAGCUGACAACGCUGGCAGAAAAGCUGCUAGGGCCAGGUGUGAAUUACUCCGGCUGUCAGAUCACCUGGGCCAAGUUCUGCAAGGAGAACAUGGCUGGCAAAGGCUUCUCUUUCUGGGUCUGGCUGGACAACAUCAUUGACUUGGUGAAAAAGUACAUCCUGGCACUGUGGAACGAAGGGUACAUCAUGGGGUUCAUCAGCAAGGAGCGGGAACGAGCCAUCCUCAGCACCAAGCCGCCGGGAACCUUCCUGCUGCGCUUCAGCGAGAGCAGCAAGGAAGGCGGCAUCACCUUCACGUGGGUGGAGAAGGACAUCAGUGGGAAGACCCAGAUCCAGUCCGUGGAGCCUUACACCAAGCAGCAGCUGAACAACAUGUCGUUCGCGGAGAUCAUCAUGGGCUACAAAAUCAUGGAUGCCACCAACAUCCUGGUGUCCCCCCUGGUGUACUUGUACCCAGACAUCCCCAAGGAGGAGGCGUUUGGGAAGUACUGCCGCUCCGAGAGCCAGGAGCACUCUGAAGCUACUGACUCAGGUGCUGCUCCGUAUCUGAAGACCAAGUUCAUCUGUGUCACUCCCACCUCCUUCAGCAACACCAUCGACCUGCCCAUGUCCCCGCGCACGCUGGACUCGCUCAUGCAGUUUGGCAGCAGCAGCGAGGGAGCAGAGGCCACCGCAGGAGGGCAGUUCUUGGGUCUGUUUUGGGACCUGGAUUUAACGGCAGAGGCUGCCCCGGCUGUGGCAUGCCCCAUGGCCAGGCCCGUGACAGGACCAGGGCUGCGCUUCCCUCGCUGGGCAGAGUUAAACCCACUGGACCCCGACAGGAUGCAGGAGGCUGCUGGAUCUGACGUGACCUGCAGUGAAUGGCCUGUUCUGGCCCUAUUCCCUCUG